Messenger RNA from Penicillium lagena, 2241 nucleotides. RefSeq lists its product as uncharacterized. Gene Ontology annotation, biological process: carbohydrate metabolic process. The record is from RefSeq and is a predicted model, not a curated record. Lineage: Eukaryota; Fungi; Ascomycota; Eurotiomycetes; Eurotiales; Aspergillaceae. Bases 1 to 2241 code for a protein of 746 amino acids. The transcript has 2 exons. Gene Ontology annotation, molecular function: hydrolase activity, hydrolyzing O-glycosyl compounds; carbohydrate binding.
AUGCGAUUCUCUCUUGUUGCGCUCAAUGCCAUUUGGGCCUCGAGCGCAGUUUUGGCGUCUCCGGUUCAACAGCGCGACUAUCACGAACCGACUUCUAAAGGGUUUCGCAUGCAGCAUGGCUUUGAGACCGUGCUAGUACAGCCAUUUGGGUACGACGGCUUCCGUGUCCGCGCAUGGCCGUAUCGCCCGCCGAGUGGUCAGGAAAUUGGAUUCAUUUAUGAUCCACCCCUUGAAGGGCCCGAAAAUGGCGAUGCCCACGGAAUGUCUUUUGAUACUGCGUUCAACGGAAACCGGUCUGAAGAGCUUCGUAACGGGAACAUAAUCGUCCGCACAUCCGGCUGGAGUGGGAAUCCAGGAGGCUAUCGACUGGCUUUUUACCGGGUGGAAACUAAUGGCUCAGAGACUCUCCUCACAAACGAGUAUGCACCGCUCAAGUCGAUCAACCCCCGCUAUUACUCCUGGACCGGAACUGGCAGCGAGUUUGGUGCUGAAUUCUCAUUCAGUACCACACCAGACGAGCAGAUAUAUGGCACUGGUACCCAGCAAGACCACUUUGUCAACAAAAAGGGACAAACCAUCGAUCUGAUCAACUUCAACACCCACAUCCCCACGCCAGUGUUCAUGAGCAACAAAGGAUAUGGGUUCAUCUGGAACAUGGCUUCCGAAGGUCGCAUGGAAUUUGGUCCGCUGCGCAACCGAUUUACUGCGGAUUCGGCGACAGUGGUUGACUACGUGAUAUUCUCGUCUGCCCCCGGUGACUACGACACACUGCAGCAGCGCCUCUCUGCGCUCACUGGGCGUGCACCGACACCUCCGGACUGGUCUCUUGGUUAUAUCCAAUCCAAGCUACGAUAUGAAAAUCAGACCGAGGUAGAACUGCUGGCUCAGCAUUUUCAUGCACGCCAAAUUCCUGUUUCAAUGAUCGUCAUUGACUAUCAGUCUUGGGCUCAGCAAGGUGAUUGGGCUUUGGAUCCGCGCCUCUGGCCUGACGUGUUGGAGAUGGCGCAACAGGUGAAAAAACUGACCAACGCCGAGAUGAUGGCCUCCCUAUGGCCCAGCGUUGCGGACAAUAGCGUGAACUACCUGGACAUGAUUUCCCAAGGAUUCCUCUCAGCCACCCGCACCGGUCCGGGCACUACGGACUCGUGGAAUGGAUCCUACAUCCGUAACUAUGACUCCACAAACCCCGCAGCACGCCGUUUCCUGUGGGACACAUUGAAACGGAACUACUAUGACAACGGUAUCAAGAACUUUUGGAUUGACCAGGCCGACGGAGGUGCCCUAGGUGAGGCGUACGAGAAUAACGGCCAAAGCUCCUAUAUCCAGUCAGUCCCUUUCGACUUGCCGGAUGUGCUAUAUGCUGCUGGCACUCAGCGCAGCGUCGGGAAGCUCUAUCCAUGGGCCCACCAGCAGGCCAUCGAGGAGGGCCUUCGCAAUGUGACCUCCACCGAUACGGGGUCGGCAUGCGACCAUCUCUCCCUAAGUCGGUCUGGAUAUAUCGGCUCCCAACGGUUCUGCAGUAUGAUCUGGUCAGGCGACACAACUGCAGUAUGGGAGACGUUGAGCGCCCAAGUAGCCAGUGGAUUGUCCGCCGCAGCCACUGGCUGGGGCUGGUGGACUAUGGAUGCAGGCGGUUUCCAGGCCGAUCCGACGGUAUGGUGGAGUGCCAACAUCGACACGCCAGAGUAUCGCGAGCUAUAUGUCCGUUGGCUCCAAUGGGCGACCUUCCUCCCCUUCAUGCGCACCCACGGCUCCCGCGAAUGCUAUUUCCAGGAUGCGUAUACGUGCGCAAAUGAGCCCUGGUCGUACGGCGAACAGAACACACCUAUCAUUGUAUCCUACAUCCAUCUGCGAUAUCAGUUGUGGUCCUAUCUACGCACAGUCUUCGACCAGCUACACAAGACGGGGCGCAUGAUCAUGCGCCCACUGUACAUGGACUUCGAGCGGAGUGAUCCUCGCGUCGGCCAGUGGACACGGAUGAAUACUAACGUGACUACCCAGCAAUACAUGUUUGGACCACGGUUGUUGGUGAGCCCGGUGACGCUCCCGAAUGUGACGGAGUGGUCGGUCUAUCUGCCACAGACAGCAGACACUAAUGCUGCGCAGCCGUGGACGUACUGGUGGACCAACAAAACGUAUGCCGGCGGUCAAACGGUCACUGUUCCAGCGCCUGUGGAGCACAUCCCUCUCUUCCAUCUGGGUAAACGCGCGGACAUCCUCAAUGGAAACGUCUUCGCCUAA